Cucurbita moschata (crookneck pumpkin) is the source of this 1363-nucleotide messenger RNA. RefSeq lists its product as uncharacterized. The record is from RefSeq and is a predicted model, not a curated record. The coding region runs from base 216 to 1091 and encodes 291 amino acids. Lineage: Eukaryota; Viridiplantae; Streptophyta; Magnoliopsida; Cucurbitales; Cucurbitaceae. The transcript has 5 exons.
GACGGCAGGAUUGGGAAGUCGGAAAGCGCUUCCGUCUGGUUUCUUCGUGGAGAGUAAAGCAGAAGCCAUUAACAAAUAGCUUCAGAGUGCUUUUGAAGCGAACUCAGACCAACUCCAUUUCUUCAUCUUCUUCGCUUCCAUUUCUCUCUCUCUCUCUCUCUCUCUCUCUCCUCUGCAAUUCUUCCCAAUUUGUUUCUUCUUCUUCUUCUUCUUCAAUGGACAGAGCUACUCCUGUUCGGAAGCCUCACACCUCUACUGCAGAUCUGCUCACUUGGCCGGAAGUUCCGCCGGCUGAUUCCUCUGCGCUUUCUUCUUCUGCUUCUCGCUCUGCUCCGAGGUCUCAUCAGCCCUCCCCUGGGAUUAGUAAGGUCGUCUUUGGAGGUCAGGUCACGGAUGAGGAGGUUGAGAGCUUGAACAAAAGGAAACCCUGUUCUGGAUAUAAAAUGAAGGAGAUGACUGGCAGUGGCAUUUUUGUUGCAAACGAAGAAGAUGAUGAACUAGAAUCUGGAAGCGCCAACCCUUCACAGAAUAAAACAGGAAUACGUAUGUACCAGCAAGCCUUGGCUGGGAUUAGUCAUAUUUCAUUCGGUGAAGAAGGAAGUGUUUCUCCUAAAAAACCAACUACUCUACCCGAGGUUGCGAAGCAGCGUGAGCUGAGCGGGAACCUAGAAAGCGAUGCCGAUGCAAUGUUGAAGAAGCAGCUUUCUGAUGCUAAAUGCAAGGAGCUUAGUGGACAUGAUAUAUUCGCGCCUCCUCCUGAGAUCUUACCCCGACCAACAACUGCACGCACUUUGGAUUUAAAAGGAAGCAUUGAGAUUGGGGAGCCUGAUAAUAUAAACGUGAUCCCUGGUGAAGAACCUUCAGUAAAGACAGCAAAGAAGAUAUACGACAAGAAAUUUUCGGAGUUAUCAGGAAACGACAUCUUCAAAGGCGACGUUCCUCCGUCGUCUGCAGAGAAACCAUUGAGCGUCGCAAAAUUACGCGAAAUGAGCGGGAGCGACAUAUUUGCAGACGGGAAGGUAGAGACCCGAGACUACUUAGGCGGGGUACGCAAACCCCCGGGUGGAGAGAGCAGCAUUGCAUUGGUUUAAGUAAUCUAGGUUCUAACCAAAACUCAAUACUUUCAGUUGGUGGGGAGAUGGAUAUUAUGAAAAUUGUGAUCUGGUUUGGGUAAUUAUUAUGUUUUAGGGUUAACUAUGGAGUCUGCUAAUUGAGUUAUGUACUUGGUUAGUUGUGUGUGCAGUUUUAUGUUGGUUGGUUGGUUGGUUGUCUUCUUUCUUCCUAUUCUACUCUUUCCAUCUCUUUGGGUUCUUCUCAUUUGUUUAUCAUUAUAUUGAUUAAUUGAUUCGGUUAUUAUGCUCAA